Messenger RNA from Cutaneotrichosporon cavernicola, 603 nucleotides. RefSeq lists its product as uncharacterized. Lineage: Eukaryota; Fungi; Basidiomycota; Tremellomycetes; Trichosporonales; Trichosporonaceae. The record is from RefSeq and is a predicted model, not a curated record. The transcript has 2 exons. Bases 1 to 603 code for a protein of 200 amino acids.
AUGCGCCCCCGCUCCCAAGAACGGCACGGCCACGAGCUGCAAAGGGACCUCAACCCUACUAAGCGAUAUCUGGCCCGCCUCCGCCGUGGAGGAUUCCACGUGACGAAUAUGAGUCUCGUCGUAUGGACCGACGCUUCCCUCCUACUCCAUCGUCCGACCAAAGAUAUGGGGAUCGGUAUCUACUGGGGCGAGGGGAGUUGGGCGAGUUCCAUUCUGAGUAGGGAACGGCCGCCGCCAGGAGUGGUGACGAAUUGCCACCAGGCUGAGUUCUAUGCUCUUGCUAAAGCCGCCGCGCGCGGUAACCUCAUAAUCGAGGUGUCGGACGACGAGAUCGAAGUCAUUGAGAUUUCCGACGACGAGGACGAGGGCGAGGACGAAAGCGAGGAAGAAGACGGCGCCGUGCCCCCAUCUGGCGCUGAUGUGGAGAUGGGUGAGGACCACGAGGUCAUCGUGAUCUCGGAUUCGGACAAGGGAUACGAGACCUGCGACGAUGAGAACGACGACGGUGGUGACGACUCAGAUGACGAGAGUGGCGACUCAGACGACGAGAGUGAAGAAGAACUUCAUAAUGCGCUUCGCUCCAAGCGCCGCCGUUUGGCUUAG